AGAAAUUAAAAUGCUUAACUGUUUAGAAUUUCAAAAAAGAAUGAACUGCCAAUUUAUUGGAUGCAUUAAUCAGAGGGAGCACUACUGUGAGAUCCAUGAACAAGUCAUCUGUGGAAGCUGCCUCAAUAAUCACCAUUACGACUGUGAAAAUCCUGAAGCCCCUAGAGAAGACGGCAAGAAAGUUGUGAGAAUCUUGCAUAAAGAUAAAGUCAAGGAGUUGAUUCAGAAUAUUGAUAUGGCUUUUACUCCCUUCUUCCACCAGAAAAAGAAAGGGAACAUGGAAUUAGUUGAAGAUUUCUCAAAUAGACUCAAGAAAUUUGAAAUGGAUUGGGACCAUUUGAAGCAAGAUACAAUGCAAGUUUUGAGAGCUGAUGACUUCCUCAAGUAUAAAGACUGUGAAAACAGGAUUAAAAUGUUCUUCCAGAAAUUCAAAAGGUCAGAUCUGUACAAGGAAUUCGCCAUUGACCAGCUCAAUAAAUUGAUCCAAAAUGGUUGCUCCGAGCUAGACCAGAAAUGUUUCAAGAAAAUGAAAGAUGAUCUUGAGCAAGAAUACUGAGACCUAAGGAAGAAGCUCUACAUAGAAAACCAGGCAAGAAUUCAAAAGUUUGAAAGAGAAAAGGAGAAGCUCAUUGCCAGUUCAAAUAAUAAAGAAAUUUUAGAAGAGAACGAGCAAUUCAAAAAUGAAGAGAAAGUGCUCAAAUCUGAAAUAAGAAAACUGAAUAUUGAGAUCAACAAGCGUUCCUCUGAAGAAGAGAAACUUAAGAAAACCAAUAGUGAACUUAGUGCUCAGAUAGGACGGCUGAAGGAGAAGGUGCAGGAGAUUACUGCUGAGAAAGAGAGGAUGAAUGUUGGGUUGAAGAAGGUUAAAGAGCAGUUGGAAGAGGAAGUGCUGGAGAAGAAGAGAGUGAUGCAGUCUGUUGGGGAUAUUACAAAAGAGAAAGAUAAAAUAGAAAAAGAAUUCAGGAAAGCUGAAAAAGAGGCAGAAGAUCUCCAAGAAAGAAUUAAGAAACUUGAGGAUAAACCCAAGAAAGUAUCUAUGGAUCUUCCAAAAAUAGACGAAGAUACUAUAGACUUGCAAUUCAAUGACAAAGACUACUCUUCAAAUAAUCAAUAUCAACCUUCGAGAAAUACUAAUCAUAGCUCUGAAGACUCUUCUUCCUUCAUAAAUCUGCCCCCUAGCGAUUUUGUGAGUAGAAAUGAUAGUGCAAACAUGCCAUUGACUCAUAACUAUAAUCCUUCAAGAACCUAUCUGACUUCUCUUAAGAAAGAAAACAACGUCAAGCGUUCUGCAUCUAGGAAGAGAUCUUGCUCCAGAAAAAAUCGCUAUAAACACAUAACCACUGCAGCAAUGUACCAAAACCCCACAAAGAACCUCAAGAUCCCAUCCAAAAUAAUUCAGUUUCCAAAACAAAAGUAACAAUUC
This is a messenger RNA of Moneuplotes crassus, 1423 nucleotides long. Lineage: Eukaryota; Ciliophora; Spirotrichea; Euplotida; Euplotidae. The record is from the annotation of a GenBank genome assembly.